Colletotrichum lupini is the source of this 231-nucleotide messenger RNA. RefSeq lists its product as uncharacterized. NCBI's taxonomy places the organism in Eukaryota, Fungi, Ascomycota, Sordariomycetes, Glomerellales, Glomerellaceae. The transcript has 2 exons. The coding region runs from base 1 to 231 and encodes 76 amino acids. The record is from RefSeq and is a predicted model, not a curated record.
AUGAGACUCGCUUGGAGCUAUGACAGUCCUCUACUACGAGCAGUCAUAUCAAUUCCACUCAAAGGAUUCAAACGCUUGACACUUGCGGUCGCGGAGCAUAGGAUAGCACUAAAUUCUGCGAAUCGUACAAAUUUACUGAGUUCCACGCAUAAUCACGUCAGCAUCUUCUUCCCAUCACAUAUUCGUCCGGAACUCUUCUCAAGCUUCAGAUUCCUCGAGUCACGAAUCUAA